UGUGACGCAGGGGCUAUGAGUUGUAACCUGCUCUGCUCUCUGCUGUGCUGCUUAUCAGGCAUUUCAUUUCUGACAGCUGCUCUGGAAACAUCUGCUCUGAACGGCUGCUGCUACUCACUCUCUGCCUUAAUUACUCCUGCCGAUUCUUCUUCUUCUUCUUCUUCUUCUCGCUGGAGCUUUUACGAAAUCCCCACACAGAUAAUGAAGCUGAUCUGUGUCAUUAUGAGCUUGAUCUUGUUGGCUCUGCCGGGGCUCAUCACCGACCCCUGGUACUACGGCCUGUUUACAGGCCUGGGAGUCCUUCUGCUCUGGAUGGGAUACUGGAAAAACAUUUAUAUUGCUGUGUGCACCAUCAAGAGAGACAUGAUGUGCUUGGCUGCUAUCGUGCGAGUAAGACUUUCUAUGAACAGGAAUCUACGAAAUAAAACAACCGUCCCUGCCUUGUUUGCUCAGAAGGUGCUACGGCAUCCAGACAAACCUGCCUUGAUCUUUGAGGCCUCAGAAGAGUUCCUACAGGUUUGGAGUUUUAAAGAACUGCAGGAGAGAUGCAACGCUGUGGCUCACUGGGCUCUGGCCCAGGGCUGGGCCGAGGGCGAUGUAGUGGCUUUGUACAUGGAAAAUCACCCGUUAGUGGUCGCUCUGUGGCUAGGGCUGGCUAUGGUAGGUGUAGAGGCCGCGUUCAUCAACUACAACCUUCGACAAAAAUCCCUCCUGCACUGUGUUGGUGUGUCUGGAGCUCGGGCCGUGGUGUUCGGAGCAGAAAUGACUGAAGCGGUGUCAGAAGUGGCAGGAUCUUUGCAGCCCGGCAUGAUUUUGUUCUGCACUGGUGAUGAAAAGAACGAGGAGAAGCUCUGCAGCUUCCGAGCUCAGAGUCUGGAAGCCCUGCUGGCCUGUUCUCCCACACACCCACCCAAUUACAAGCUGAAGAAAGACUUUAAUGGCAGACUUUUCUAUAUUUACACCUCUGGUACAACUGGAAUGCCAAAGGCAGCUAUAGUGGUGCACAGCCGUUAUUUCCGCAUCGCUGCCUUCGGUUUUCACUCCUUCGGCUUGCGUCCCGACGAUAUCCUCUACAACUGCCUUCCUCUCUAUCACUCUGCAGGCACCAUCAUGGGUGUCGGACAGUGUUUGCUCUUCGGCCUGACAGUUGUAAUCCGGAGGAAGUUCUCAGCCAGUCGCUUCUGGGACGACUGUGUCAAGCACCGCUGCACUGUAAUUCAGUAUAUUGGUGAGAUCUGUCGUUACCUGUUGGCUCAGCCCGUCCGCCCGUCCGAAGCUCGUCAUCGGGUCAGAGUUGCCAUCGGUAACGGCCUCCGCCCCUCCGUUUGGGAAGAGUUCGUCCGGAGAUUCGGGAUCCGAACAGUCGGCGAGUUCUACGGCGCGACCGAAUGCAACUGCAGCCUGAUCAACAUCGACGGAAAGGUGGGAGCCUGUGGAUUCAGCAGCCGCAUCCUGCCCAACUUUUACCCCAUCAGACUGGUCAAGGUGAAAGAGGAUGAGAAAGAGCUGCUCAGGGAUUCACAGGGACUCUGCAUACCUUGUCAGCCUGGGGAGCCGGGUAUGCUGGUGGGCCGCAUCAGCCGCACGGAUCCACUCAGGCAGUUUGACGGCUAUGCCGAUCAGGAGGCGACCAAUCAGAAAAUAGCUCACAACGUGUUCCAGAUGGGAGACUCUGCUUAUGUCUCAGGUGACGUGCUGGUGAUGGAUGACUAUGGCUACAUGUAUUUCAGGGACCGCAGCGGGGACACGUUUCGCUGGAGAGGGGAGAAUGUUUCCACCACAGAGGUGGAGGGAGUCCUCAGUGGGUUGCUGGGACACGCUGAUGUGGCCGUUUACGGAGUGUCCGUUCCAGGCGUGGAGGGCAAAGCUGGCAUGGCAGCCAUCGCUCACACAGGAGGCAGUUUGGACCUUGAUAAGUUUUUGAGCGCUGUACAAAAAGCCCUUCCCUCCUACGCACGGCCCGUCUUCCUGCGAAUCAUGCCAUCUGUGGACACCACAGAUACAUUUAAAAUCAAAAAGAUACGUCUGCACAAGGAAGGCUUCAAGCCACAAGACACGAGAGAGGAGAUCUAUUUUCUGAACAGCCAUGCUGGACGCUACCAGGCUGUUACUGAUGAACUGUAUCGCGCAAUCAUGGAGGGGGAAGUUUCCCUUUGAGAGAAGAAGGCACCUGUGGCGUAUAGUCUGCUGCGCAUUUCAUUUUUACAAACUCUAACUCACUCUACUAUGCAAAAAAAAAAAAAAAAAAUUUAAAAAAAAAUCACGCUGUUUAUUUCACAAUAAAAUUUUGUUGGAUGUUAAAAGUUUGGGACACUUUUUAUAUCUUGCAAUACAAAUCUUAUAUUACAUACAAUAAUGACCUUUUGAUGGAAGA
Molecule: messenger RNA, 2374 nt
Organism: Fundulus heteroclitus (mummichog)
Lineage: Eukaryota; Metazoa; Chordata; Actinopteri; Cyprinodontiformes; Fundulidae
Product: long-chain fatty acid transport protein 1
Exons: 14
Coding region: 16-2157 (713 amino acids)
Biological process (GO): medium-chain fatty acid transport; phosphatidic acid biosynthetic process; response to cold
Cellular component (GO): plasma membrane; mitochondrial inner membrane
Molecular function (GO): long-chain fatty acid transmembrane transporter activity; long-chain fatty acid-CoA ligase activity; fatty acid transmembrane transporter activity
Source: RefSeq, a predicted model, not a curated record